UGUGUUAUUGUUGUGUGUAUAUAAUCACAAGAGACAGAGAGAGAGAGAGCGAGCAGUUUCUUCUUUAAAGCGUACAUCUGUCCUUAUUUUCAGAAACUAAACCAACAACAACAAACAUAACAUAACAAAGAAGCUAAAGGAGAGAGAGAUUAAACGAGAGAGACGAGAGAGAGAUUAAACGAGAGAGACGAGAGACAUGGCUAUGGAAGCUUCGAGAUCUACGAAUCCAUCGGCGGAUUCAUAUGUAGGAAGCCUCAUCAGCUUGAUUUCUAAAGCUGAGAUUCGUUACGAAGGCAUUCUUUUCAAUAUUAACACUCAGGAAUCAUCCAUCGCCUUGCGCAAUGUUAGAUCCUUUGGUAGUGAGGGACGUAAGAAGGAUGGUCCACAAUUGCCUCCGAGUGACAAAGUUUAUGAGUACAUUUUGUUUCGUGGGAGUGACAUAAAGGAUUUACAUGUCAAAUCUGCGCCACCUGUUCAGACUCCAGCAUCUAUAUACAACGACCCUGCCAUUAUUCAGUCCCAAAUUCCACAACAAGCAGCAGCAUCUACCAGCUUGCCUUAUUCUGAUAUUACGUCCCGACAAGAUUUUAAUUCCCACACUUCUCAGCUGGGACUCCCUAAGUCAUCACCACAUAGCAGUGCAUCCAUAUAUCAGCCAGGUGGAAGUUUAGGGUCAUGGGGUUCAUUGUAUCCUUUUCCCGCCACAAAUAGCACCUUGUCUGCACCAAAAUAUGUACAAGAAACUUAUGGGGCUGCAGAUGGGCUUCAAACCCAGCAGCAGUCUUUACUCCAACCACAAUCGAGAUUAUUGACGCCCCCUUCUAUGCAUCAAACAAUGCCAUAUCCUGCCAUGAGUGCAUCUCUACCUAGCAGUUCUAACACUGUACCUGCUCCACCAUCGUUAGAUAUCCCAUCUCCUUUGCUGCCAUCUUUUAGCCCUAUUGCUCCGAAUUUACAUUCACCUUUGCUUUCUUCUCACUCUUCUGCAUUACCUGCAGACUCAACAAUUUUAAAGCCUAAUAAAGGUCAUAUGCUAGGUCUUCAUUCUGCUGAUACGAGUACAAAUAGUCUGCAGUUGGUAACUCCACCGACCACUAUAUUGGAUGAGAGUGACUUGACUGCUGGCGCUGUCCAACCUAAAUCUGUGGAACCAAGAAUCGCAUUUAGUAAUGUCUUGGAAUCUGAGAAGCAUGUUUAUGAUGCAUCCGGUUCUCUCUUUAAUAGGGGCUUAGCCCCACCUUUGGUAACACCAAAUCAGUUUUUGCAGCCUGGAACGGCUGUAAUGUCUUCUUCCCUGUCUUCACAGUCUAUUCAGAAAGAUGUUGAGAUGGUUCAGGUAUCAUCAACUGUACCACUACAACAAACGGUUCCGGGAGCUCAGGCACCACUACUACCUCUACCUACAUCAGCUGAUUACAAGGUACAUGGAGAUCCUUUACACAGUCGUCAGAAUAUCAGAGGAAGGGGAAGAGGCCGAGGACACUGGGCAACACAUAAUGUCACUAAUUUCACAGAGGAUUUUGAUUUUGUUUCAAUGAAUGAAAAGUUCAAUAAGGAUGAGGUAUGGGGUCAACUUGGUAAGAAAAAUGCAACUCUAGAGGAUGGACAUUCUCGAGACGAAGAUAAUGUUGGGAAAACAACUUCUGACCCCAAGCCUGUUUAUGUUAAGGAUGACUUUUUCGAUUCACUGUCUUCCAAUACUAUUGGUGGAUCACACAGAGGGAGGUCUAUUUUCUCUGAAGAAAAGAAAUUAAAUACAGAGACAUUUGGUAAUUCUGCAAGGCAUCGAGUUGGCCAUGGUGGCCGUGGAUAUGGUCGCAGUGGCUAUGGUUUUGAUCGCGGAGGUCAUGGUUUUGAUCGUCGUGGUCGUGGUUUGGGUCGAGAUGGCUAUGGCUAUAAUCGUGGUGGAGGAUAUGGUCAUGGUGGACAAUCGCGUGACGGUCGUAACAGUGGAAGGAGUUAUGGCUAUAAUGAGAGGGGUGGUUGGGGACAUCAUGCCACCUAGUUGCAAUCGUUUUCUUCCUAUAUUAAUUUAGAGUAACCUUAAUGCUAUUUGGUUCUUAGCUACAAAAUAAGUGGGGGUUGGUUCAAGACCCUGGAAAGCUGCCUUCAUCUGGGUUCCCCUUUAUAUUAUGUUCUUUGUGUUUUUGGAUCACAUUCUCUAUGUUAAAUGUACUCGGUUUGGAGAAUAAUAAGACUUGCAAAUUAAAGGGUUA
Daucus carota subsp. sativus is the source of this 2216-nucleotide messenger RNA. RefSeq names its product protein decapping 5. Gene Ontology annotation, biological process: cytoplasmic stress granule assembly; P-body assembly. Gene Ontology annotation, cellular component: P-body. The coding region runs from base 197 to 2005 and encodes 602 amino acids. The record is from RefSeq and is a predicted model, not a curated record. Gene Ontology annotation, molecular function: mRNA binding. Lineage: Eukaryota; Viridiplantae; Streptophyta; Magnoliopsida; Apiales; Apiaceae. The transcript is spliced from 8 exons.